GAUGUGUGUGUUUCUGUACAGGUGGUAACUGCUAUGGGGCGCACAUGGCAUCCAGAGCAUUUUGUGUGCACACACUGCCAGGAGGAGAUUGGUUCCAGAAACUUCUUUGAGAGGGAAGGACAGCCAUACUGCGAGAGAGAUUACCAUCAUUUAUUCUCUCCGCGCUGCUACUACUGUAACGGACCCAUACUGGAUAAAGUGGUGACAGCGUUAGAUAGAACGUGGCAUCCCGAGCACUUUUUCUGUGCUCAGUGUGGGGCGUUCUUCGGUCCUGAAGGAUUUCAUGAGAAAGAUGGAAAGGCGUACUGUCGUAAAGACUACUUCGAUCUCUUUGCUCCUAAAUGUGGAGGCUGUGCUCGUGCCAUCCUGGAGAAUUACAUCUCUGCCCUGAGUGCCCUCUGGCAUCCAGAGUGUUUUGUGUGCAGGGAGUGCUUCACACCCUUCGUCAACGGCAGUUUCUUCGAGCACGACGGUCAGCCGUACUGUGAGGUUCAUUAUCACUCCCGCCGUGGGUCGCUGUGUUCCGGCUGUCAGAAACCCAUCACGGGCCGCUGCAUCACAGCCAUGGGCAAGAAGUUUCAUCCUGAGCAUUUUGUCUGUGCCUUCUGCCUCAAGCAGCUCAAUAAGGGCACCUUCAAAGAGCAAAAUGACAAGCCUUACUGCCAGGGCUGCUUCAUCAAGCUCUUCAGCUAGAUAGAUGUCUGACUGACCGACUGACUGAGUGUGUGAGUGUGUAAGUCUGCAUGUUGUAUUGUUUGCCUGUUUUGUGUGUGCGUAUAUGUGUGCGUGUAUUUGUUAAUCCGGUUUAUGUGUCUGACUCUCAACGUCCCCACAUGACAUUGCUGGUCAGGUUAAAACGAUGGUGCCAUGAUAUGUGCUCUCAAAAGCCAGGCUGUUUUUAGAGGGUAUUAGAGGAAAGUUCAGCUGAGACUAGAGUUCUUUUUAGAGAAAGUGUGUGAGUGUUUUCUGCUCACUGGAUGAGCUGGACAGAAACUGUUUGAUGAUGAGAACAGUACAGGAGGGAUGAUGGGAAACGUGUGCAGCAUGAACGUAUGAGACACAAUCAACAGAGGUAAAUGAAAACAGCUAAAUGAGUGACUGGAAGUCAAACGAAUAACCAACUGGAGCCAAUAAUUACUGGUGACUCUCAUGAACGAAUCCAGGUCAUAUUUCAGUCUGAAACCAAGAGGAAAGAUAAGAAAUUAUAUUUUCCAUUAAAAACA
Sinocyclocheilus rhinocerous is the source of this 1223-nucleotide messenger RNA. Its product is annotated as paxillin-like. The annotation marks the transcript as partial. Gene Ontology annotation, biological process: transforming growth factor beta receptor signaling pathway; endothelial cell migration; substrate adhesion-dependent cell spreading. NCBI's taxonomy places the organism in Eukaryota, Metazoa, Chordata, Actinopteri, Cypriniformes, Cyprinidae. The transcript has 4 exons. The record is from RefSeq and is a predicted model, not a curated record.